AUGUCUUCCGCCGCGGCUUCGUCGUUCGCCGAUGCUGGCGCGGAGGGCUCGUCUGGCUGGGCAAACUGCGAGGCGGCGCCCAAGGCAGCGCUGAACCCGCAGCAGUUUGUGGCGUUCCGGCUGCAGCAGGUGCAGGAGAUCAGCCACAACACGAGGAUAUUCCGCUUUGCUCUGGACCCCGACACGCGUCUCGGCCUCACAGUGGCGUCAUGCCUCGUUACCAGGUACACGCCCAUCACUUCGCCGGACGUCACGGGGCACUUCGACCUGCUAGUCAAGGUGUACCCCAACGGCAAGAUGAGUCAGCACAUGUUCUCCCUCAAGCCAGGCGACGUGCUUGAAAUGAAGGGCCCCAUUCCGAAGCUGCCCUACCAGCCCAACAUGAAGCGCAGCAUUGGCAUGGUGGCGGGGGGGACGGGCAUAACGCCUAUGCUGCAGGUCAUCGAUGCCAUCCUCUCCAACCCCAACGACCACACGCAGGUGUCGCUGGUGUUCGCCAACACCUCACCGGCCGACAUCCUUCUGGCUGAUCAGCUGCGCGCCCUUGCUGCCUCGCACCCCAACUUCAAGGUGUACUUCAUGGUGGACCGUGUGGAGGCGGGGGCGGCAUGGAAGGGCGGGGAGGGGUUCAUCGCGGCUGACGUGCUGCGCAAGGCGCUGCCCCCACCGUCCCCCGACUCCCUCGUGCUCGUGUGUGGGCCACCUGGCAUGAUGCGCCACGUGUCAGGUGACAAGGCACCCGACAAGUCGCAGGGGGAGAUUUUUCUCCUCUUUGCAUUUCCUCCCAUCUUCCCUCUCCCAUUGCAGCUGGAUGGCCUCUUGAAAACUCUCGGAUACAGAAAGGACCAAGUUUACAAAUUUUGA
Closterium sp. Yama58-4 is the source of this 864-nucleotide messenger RNA. The record is from the annotation of a GenBank genome assembly. Lineage: Eukaryota; Viridiplantae; Streptophyta; Zygnematophyceae; Desmidiales; Closteriaceae.